AUGCGGCCUUUAUCGAUUUCGUUGUCCAACUCGUGGAAGCCUCGACUGUUUACAGAGGUUGCCAAAACAAGCACGGAGCAGCCAACUAAGACUUGUUUGAGACCCAGAAAGCGAGUCCUCUGUCACCAGUCGUCAAUCGGUGGGAGAGAGGGAGAGAUGGUGAAGAGUGAGAUAGUAAUGGCGGCUGAGAAAUUGGUGGAAUCGGCGAUGAAAGGGAACGAUGCAUCCCACGAUGCUGCCCACGCGUUCAGAGUGAGAGACUUGGCUCUCUCUCUUGCCCUUGAAGAGGGCAUCUCCUCUUCCUCCGAUUCUAUGCUCAUUGUGGAGUUAGCUGCUCUUCUACAUGACAUUGGGGACUACAAAUAUAUAAGAGAUCCAUCAGAGGGAAAACUCGUGGAGGACUUUCUUGACAAGGAGGGCUUGGAAGAGAGUAAGAAGAUGAGGAUAUUAAGCAUCAUAAAGGGAAUGGGUUUCAAAGAGGAGAUUGGGGGAAUUAAGGUGGGUAAUUAUUCCUCAGAAUUUGGAGUGGUACAAGAUGCUGAUCGUCUUGACGCAAUUGGUGCUAUAGGAAUUGCUCGUUGCUUUACAUUUGGUGGAAGCAGGAACAGAGUGCUCCAUGACCCCAGCAUCAAACCUCGAUCAGAUCUGUCCAAGGAUAAAUACAUUAACAAAGAUGAGCAGACAACUUUGAAUCAUUUCCAUGAGAAGCUUCUCAAGUUGAAGGAUUUGAUGAAAACUCAGGCUGGUCAGAGAAGGGCAGAAAAAAGGCACAAAUUCAUGGUAGAGUUUCUUGAAGAGUUCUAUGAAGAAUGGGAUGGAAGAGCUUGA
This is a messenger RNA of Fraxinus pennsylvanica, 828 nucleotides long. The record is from the annotation of a GenBank genome assembly. NCBI's taxonomy places the organism in Eukaryota, Viridiplantae, Streptophyta, Magnoliopsida, Lamiales, Oleaceae.